Molecule: messenger RNA, 480 nt
Organism: Aureobasidium vineae
Lineage: Eukaryota; Fungi; Ascomycota; Dothideomycetes; Dothideales; Saccotheciaceae
Source: the annotation of a GenBank genome assembly
AUGGCUCCCAAGAAGAACGCCGCAGCUCCUGCCCCUUCCAUCGUCCCUCCUUCCACGGCCAAGCCUUCUCACGGACAGACGUCUGCUUCUUCUGCACCUACCAAGCCCAUCGCCGCAUCUGCAAAGCCCACAUCCACCAAGUCCACCGUUCGCAACUCGACAGAUGCUCAAGAGAUCGCUUUGGCCGUGUGGGAUCGCUAUGUUCAGGACACUCCCCAGCGCGUCAAGUUGAUUGACGUCUUCAUGAUCUUCCUCAUUCUCGUCGGCGUUCUUCAGUUCCUCUACUGCGUUAUCGGUGGAAACUACACCAACCCCGAGAACAAGGUCGACUUUGGCUCCAUAUCACAUGAAAGGUAUCAAUCUACACACACAACCCGUUUAAUACCUAGCACAUGUCUGACAUGCAACACANGAGCUUUCGCGGAUUAUGUCUUUGGCAGUCUGAUUCUGCAUUUCUUCUGCGUCAACUUCAUCAACUGA